Molecule: messenger RNA, 164 nt
Organism: Cinara cedri
Lineage: Eukaryota; Metazoa; Arthropoda; Insecta; Hemiptera; Aphididae
Source: the annotation of a GenBank genome assembly
AAUUUAGAUUUAGAUUAGAAACUGGAGCCACAUAUUACAAACAUCCGGUCGACAAUUCAGCCGAGAACAGAGCGUUCAAGACCUCGGCCAGGCAAAUUUUUUUCGAUAGCGAAACAGAAGACCUUGUGGAUGAAAAAUUUGCAAAAUUUUUUUCCGAACAAUAA